UAGAACUUUUUUUAUAUCAUUAUCAGUUUUAUUUCGUGCCUUUGACAAUAUGUACUUGAGAACCGGACUUCUGGUGUUCACGCUUGUAGUGGGAUGCCUCGGUGUCCCAACGCCUGAUGACAACUUAUCCAUAUUCUUUGAGAACUUUGAACAAGAGUCUCGAAUCAUCGGUGGUACUGAGUCGGCUCCCGGCAGCCACCCUCACAUGGUGGCCUUCACCGUGGGCUUCUGGCUGAGAACCUUACUCUGCGGAGGCGCCCUGGUCAGCCAGCGCACUGUACUCACAGCAGCUCACUGUAUCGACGGGCAAUUUAUGUCCGGUUCUUUGGCUACUUCUCUCCGUGUAAUAGUGGGCACCAACCGUUGGAACCGUGACGGUGACGUGUACCGGAUCGCGCGCAACGUCACGCACCCUCAUUACGAGAUCAGACCCAUCAAGAAUGACGUGGCGCUGCUCAUCACUGCUGAGGAUGUGGUACUGUCUCCCCGCGUGCAGAUCCUGCCCAUUACAUUCGAUUUCAUUGGAGCUGGCGUAGGAGCUAGAGUCGCUGGAUGGGGAAGAACUAGGGUUAAUGGUGGAUCAUCUGCGGUGCUUCGAGAAUUACAAACGUCUACCAUAGACGGGAACGAAUGCGUGAUCCGCGCUGACCAGGCUGCCUUGGACCUGAACAUGCGCCCCCCGCCUGUAGACCCGCAGAUAGAAGUCUGCACUCUUCACUCCCCUGGAGUCGGAAACUGUCAUGGUGACUCCGGCAGUCCCAUCACUCGGCUCUCCGACGGCGCUCAGUUCGGUGUUGUGUCCUGGGCUUUCCCCUGCGCACGCGGCGCUCCCGACGUCUACGUCAGACUCAGUUCUUACAGAGCCUGGUUAGAGGCUAGCAUUGUCUGAAGCGGAAAAAA
This is a messenger RNA of Trichoplusia ni (cabbage looper), 900 nucleotides long. RefSeq names its product chymotrypsin-1-like. Gene Ontology annotation, biological process: proteolysis. The record is from RefSeq and is a predicted model, not a curated record. NCBI's taxonomy places the organism in Eukaryota, Metazoa, Arthropoda, Insecta, Lepidoptera, Noctuidae. The transcript is spliced from 5 exons. The coding region runs from base 50 to 889 and encodes 279 amino acids. Gene Ontology annotation, molecular function: serine-type endopeptidase activity.